Molecule: messenger RNA, 2317 nt
Organism: Glossina fuscipes
Lineage: Eukaryota; Metazoa; Arthropoda; Insecta; Diptera; Glossinidae
Product: pre-rRNA-processing protein esf1
Exons: 2
Coding region: 89-2317 (742 amino acids)
Biological process (GO): rRNA processing
Cellular component (GO): nucleus
Molecular function (GO): RNA binding
Source: RefSeq, a predicted model, not a curated record
UGCACAUGGAACUGAUUGAUAUGUACAAUUCACUUUCAACAAAUAUUGCACAGAUUGUUGCGGAAUUGCAUUGAAAAUUAAUAAGAAAAUGGCUAAAGAAUCGACAAAUAUGAAAAUGAAUUUAGAAAAGGAAAAACGGAAAGACGUGUCAAAGCCAAAUGUUUUUGGUGGUGUUUUGCAGGAUGAACGUUUUCAGCAUCUGGUCUCGGAUCCCCGAUUCAAAAUUCCUACCAAGGUUGAGAGGAAAGUAAAGAUCGAUGAACGCUUUCAGGAAAUGUUCACAAAUAAUAAAUUCAAAGUUAAAUGCCAUGUGGACAAAUAUGGUCGUAAAAUGAAUAAGAGUUCUUCAGAAGAUCUGAGAAGGUAUUAUGAAUUAAAUUCUGAUGAAGAUGAUGAAGAAAAUCUCGAAACCGAAGAACGCUUAAGGGAAGAGCAAGCUAUAUUACAGGAUGAAAAAAGCGAUAAAUUUGAUGAUUCAGCGAAGGAGAGCGAAGAAAUUGUUGCAACAUUAAGCCACCGUUUAUUGGAUCCUAAUAUCGAUUAUGCUAGAGGAGAAGGUGAUCUCCUGACUGACUCAUCUUCAGAUGAAUCCGAAUCCUCUGAAGAAGAGCCUGUUUUAUCAAUGGAUAAUGUACGGCAAGAAUGGGGAGAAUUAAAAAAUGAUGCGGAAACAAUUCAGUAUUCAACGCAUCGGUUAGCGCUAUGCAAUAUGGAUUGGGACCGUAUUCGAGCCAUAGAUUUAAUGAUUUUGUUUAGUUCUUUUUUAUCUCCCGGAGGUAGUAUAUUAAGCGUAAAAAUUUAUCCCUCGGAAUUUGGGAAAGCUCGUAUGGCCGAAGAAGAUUUGCAUGGCCCACCUGAAUUAGUAAACUCAAAUCGAAAAACUAAUAGAGAUAUUCAAGAGAAGAAUGAGGAAGAUUCUGAAAGUGGUGAAGAUUUAUUACAAGAGCAAGAUAGCGACGCCGAAGAAGGAGAUGAUUAUCACAUUGAGAAACUGCGACAAUAUCAGCUCAGUCGUUUACGUUAUUAUUAUGCGAUUGUGGAGUGCGAUGGGGCAGAUACUGCCGACAAAAUUUACAAAGAAUGCGACGGCUUAGAAUAUGAAAGUUCCGCUACUCUAAUAGACUUACGUUUUGUACCGAACGAUACAAACUUUGAUGGGGAUGAACCAACGGACGUUUGCUAUGAACUACCGGAUGUAAGCAGCUAUAAACCACGUCAAUUUACCACUACUGCUCUACAGCAAGCUAAAGUCGACUUAACUUGGGAUGAAACCGCUAUUGAUCGCAAAGAAUUAGGUGAGAAACUCUCAAGUGGAAAAUUAGAUGACAUCAGCGAGAAAGAGUUACGUAAGAUUGUAGCUUGUAGUAGCGAAGAUGAAGAUAAAGAUAAUUAUGAGGGAGAGUCUGACACGCAACGCAACGAGGACAAAGAGUCAGAACGGAAACUUGAUAAAAAGGAGGAGAUUAUCAGCAAAUAUAAAGCUUUGUUAGCGGAAAUUAGCGAAAAAGAGUUGAAAGAGAAGGAAGGAAAGAAAUACGAUAUGGAAUUCACGUGGCAGGUGUCCAACGAUAACGAAGUAGAUAAUAAGAAGCUGGAUUUAAGCGAAACGGAUAAAAAAGUUUUAACGCCCAUCGAAAAAAUACUGCAGAAACGUGCUGUAAAGAAUAAAAAACGAAAGGAAGAACGCAAAAGGAAGAAAUUACAAUUUAAACAUAACGAAGGGGGGAUCGAGAAUUCCGAUGCAGGAUCCGAUUCAACUCCCGAUGACAUUGAUAUGAAUGAUCCUUAUUUUACAGAAGAGUUUGCAAACGGCGAUUUUAUCGAGCCCUUUGGUAAAGUUAAAGAAAGAAAUAAAAAGCGUAAAAAUCUAAAGAGCGAAGAUAAUGAGGAAGAUGAGAAACAAGUCAAAGAAUUGGAAUUGCUUCUAGAUGACGAUGAGGCUAAUGAACAAUUCAAGCAACAUUUCAGUUUAGCAAAAAUUAUUAAAACUGAACAGGAAAAGAAAUCCAAAAAGAAGAGACAUAAGUAUGCCAAAAAAUCAAAAGAUUCUGCUUUUAAAGACAAUCUGGUUGAAGAUACUUUUGAAAUGAACGUCAACGACGAACGUUUUAAGGCGGUCUUCAACUCGCACGAAUUUAACAUUGAUCCUACAAAUCCUCAUUUUAAGAAGACGAACGGUAUGGAAAAGUUAAUAUCUGAAAAAAUGAAAAGAAAGUGCACAGAUGACGAUGUGCAGAAACCGCCCACAACAAAUAAAAAGCAAAUUGAGAAUGCUCUGCUGGUCAGAAGCUUGAAAAGGAAGAUUCGAAUGAAUUAA